AAUGCGUUAUCAGACGCAUCAAAAAAUUUGACUAUUUUUAUUUUGAAAAAUAUUUGAAUGAAUUGUUAGGUUAAGUGAACUAACAUGGGAAAACGAUAAUAUUAUGAAUAAGCAAAUACGAAUACAUGGGGAAAUAAGUCUACGACGAUUUCAUUUGUCAUCUUCUUAUAAAUCAUUCUAUAAAUUGCAUCAAACUUUGAUUGAACAAAAGUCUCUGGAUAAAGUGCAUCGUUCUUUUUACAAUUCUUUACUAAAAGAAAAGAAGAAAUACAACAAAUCAGAUAUAAAGAUACAACCUACAAUUCGUCAUCUACUAUUUCAACUUCAGAGGGAGGUCGAGGGAAAUCAUGAGGAUAUUAUUUUGAAUUCUAAAUUUGUUCCCUUGAAAAGGAAUAUGUUAUUGGAAAUAUAUGUGUAUCAUAUUAUACUAUCAGUCUACUACUUGUACAAUGAUACCAAGAUUAACAAACAGCAUAUCGAAAUAAUCACGAGAGCACAAAUCGAGAACAUGAAUGAGUUAACUGUUAAGCAUUCAAUGAACGAUAUAUCUUUUGUGGGGGAUAUCAAAAGCAGUUGUUUACAGCUACUUGAUCCUGAUCAUCAGGAUAACUUACCUCAGCCAUUAGUGGAAGGUGUCAGAAGAUUCUUAGACAUUUCCAAAGGAAAAUAUAGCAUUAACGAUCUUAAAAAGUGGAUUCAUUCCUUGACUGCUGGUUCUGUUAGACAAAGUUGUAUGUUAUUAGAGGGAUUACAGGGAAUUCCAGCAUUUGUUUUGACAGAUAUUUUGUUAAGAUCACCUAUGUCAAAACAAGAUUUCCACUUACAGCAAGAUAUUUGGUUUGAAUACUUUGAUGAAAUAAUGGAAGCAGGUAUUGAAAAGACUUCCUAUUUAAAACUAUGUUUUAAAAAUUUAGUUUCAUAUUGUAUUAUAUAUGACAUUCAAUUUUUACCACAAUUGAUAAACAGAACAAUUGAAAGGCUCGAACGUCCAAACAAAAGUUAUGCAAAUGUACUAUUGAAUAGAGUUUUUGUGGAAGAAUUAAUCUGGCACUCGUCAUUUUGCCUUCUAAAAAGCUUUGCACAUCAAGAUGCUUCAAGUGUGAUAUCGUGUCAUGAAAUGUUGAUAAAAUUUCUAUCCAGGCAGAAUGAGAAUGUCAUCGAACAAUUAGACCUUAAAGCAUACAUGGGAAUAGUUAUUACAAUUGGUUUCAAAUCUACCGAUGUUGCUGAUCGACUCUUUGCUGUUGGUGAAGGGAGAUUUCACAAGACUCAUGCUGAUUAUUCUCACAAACAUAUCGUCUCCUAUAAUCUAGCGAAGAUAUUUCUAUCCAAGACGCCAGAGGAACUUGUCAAGAAUUUUAACUCAACAUCGGAUUCAAGUCUGUUUUCAGAUAGUCUAUGGUUGGUUUUCUUGUUGAAAUUGAAAUCUUUCAACUUGUUAACUGCUAUGAGAUCCAAAAAGGUACUUGUUGAGAUCCUAAAAAGGAAAGAUACAUUAGUAAUAACUAAGGAUCUAAUUUCCGUUCUAAUAGAACCGAUAAAUGGACUUGAUCAUUUUAAUGAAUUUGUGAACUUAAUAGCCGCUUGUGAUGAAAAGCUUUUUCUAUCUUUGAAAGGACUUUUGCUACCGAGAUAUUUAAAGAUAUUGUAUAAGAACUAUAGAUCAAACGGUGUAAAAUUACAGAAGUUUCCUUGGGAUGAUAGAAAUCCACUGGAAUUCAGUGUCAUAGAAUAUGCUAGGCUUCUUUUUCGUGACUGUAUCAACAACAAAUCAGUUAGCACCAUAUCUAUAAUGUUGCAAGGUGAGGCAAUUGUGAAUCCAACAGGUGUUUAUGAGCUUUAUAAAAGUGAAUUGAUACUGAAAGAUGUUCCUCCUAAUGAUGGGUGCAUUCUAGCUCUUAUUAGUGCUUCUACUAAGACUGCGAACGGUCAAAUUAUUUGGGGAGAUUUAUAUGCUCCUCAAGUUGCAAUUGCAGAAUUUAAGCGAGUAGUGAAAGAUGUUUAUAAGUCACAAAUACUUUGGAGACGGUAUAUUCGAAUGUUAGCUAAAUUUGAUUAUGUUCAUGAAUUAGCAGGAAUUAUCCAGUUUUGGGAAAAAUUAAAAUUCAGACCUGAUCAAGUUACAUUGUUGCUUCUAUUAUCUUCACUACCAAAAGAGUACUCACAAAGGUAUAUAGAUCAUUUUAAACUUAUCAAUGGGAGUGAAAAUACUGUUAACAAACUGGAAAAUAUUUCAGAUUCUCUGAGCUGGGACUGGCCAACUUCUACAGAAUUAAGCCAAUUUAAACUAAAGAAUAAAAUAGAAUAACAAAUUGUAAAUAUGUAUUAUUUGUUGUAUAUAGAUUUGUAAUAUAUAGAGGUAUUAAAUUAGUAGUUCGCUCUACUAAAUUAUUUUUAUUAUAAAGAUCCCAUUCUGGUAGGUUUUUUGCAUCCUCUAUAUUUUGACCAAUCAAAUUUCAAUUUGUGCGCUCCGAAAUCUCUCCAUGAAUUUUUCAAAAGAUCAAAAAAAAUUAAAAAUGAAAUAU
Scheffersomyces coipomensis is the source of this 2525-nucleotide messenger RNA. RefSeq lists its product as uncharacterized. The coding region runs from base 104 to 2308 and encodes 734 amino acids. The record is from RefSeq and is a predicted model, not a curated record. Lineage: Eukaryota; Fungi; Ascomycota; Pichiomycetes; Serinales; Debaryomycetaceae. The transcript has a single exon.